Molecule: messenger RNA, 1357 nt
Organism: Saprolegnia parasitica CBS 223.65
Lineage: Eukaryota; Oomycota; Saprolegniomycetes; Saprolegniales; Saprolegniaceae
Product: AP-1 complex subunit mu-1
Exons: 3
Coding region: 24-1319 (431 amino acids)
Biological process (GO): intracellular protein transport; vesicle-mediated transport
Cellular component (GO): clathrin adaptor complex; cytoplasmic vesicle
Source: RefSeq, a predicted model, not a curated record
UCGGCGGUGGACGGACGACCAUCAUGGUGCUCAGCGCGGUCUUCGUGACGGACCUCAAGGGCAAGAUCAUCAUCAGCCGCAACUACCGCGGAGACAUCCCGAUGGCCAUCGCGGAGAAGUUCACGCAGUACGUCACCGAGAAGGACGACGCCGAGCAGCGGCCGGUGUUCACGCACGACGAGUCGGGCGUCACGUUUGUGUACAUCAAGUUUAACAAUUUGUACCUCAUGACGGUCACCAAGGUCAACUCGAACGUCGCGCUCAUGCUCAUGUACCUCAACCGCAUCUGCCAAGUGUUCCAGGACUACUUUGGCGAGCUCGAAGAGGAGAGCAUUCGCGACAACUUUGUCAUUAUCUUUGAGCUUCUCGACGAGACGAUCGACCAUGGGUACCCACAGACCACCGAGGCGCGCAUUCUCCGGGAGUACAUCACGCAGGAAGGCCACCGCAUGGAGGCCGCGCCGCGCCCGCCGACCGCGCUCACGAACGCCGUCUCGUGGCGCUCGGAGGGCAUCAAGCACCGCAAGAACGAGAUCUUCCUCGACGUGGUCGAGAAGCUCAACCUCCUCGUCGCUUCGAACGGCACGGUGCUGCACUCGGAGAUCCUGGGCGCGGUCAAAAUGAAGUCGUUCCUGAGUGGCAUGCCCGAGCUCAAGCUCGGGCUCAACGACAAGAUGCUCUUUGAAGCCACGGGGCGCUCGACGACAUCUUCGAAAGGCAAGGCCGUCGAGAUGGAGGACAUCAAGUUCCACCAAUGCGUCCGCCUGGCGCGCUUCGAGACCGACCGCACGAUCUCGUUCAUUCCGCCGGACGGCGAGUUUGACUUGAUGACGUACCGCCUCAACACGCACGUCAAGCCGCUCAUUUGGGUCGAGGCCGUCGUCGAGCCCCACUCGCGCAGCCGCAUCGAGUACAUGAUCAAGACGAAGAGCCAAUUCAAGAGCCGGAGUAUCGCCAACAACGUCGAGAUUGUGAUCCCGGUCCCGCCGGAUGUCGACAGUCCGUCCUUCAAGUGCUCGAUUGGCAGCGUCACGUACGUGCCCGACCGCGACGCGAUCGUCUGGACCAUCAAGCAGUUUAACGGGUCGCGCGAGUAUGCGAUGCGCGCGCACUUUGGCCUCCCGUCGAUCACCAACUCCAACACGGCGACGAGCGACGAGUGGAAGGCGCCGAUCCAAGUCAAGUUUGAGAUCCCGUACUUUACCGUCUCGGGCAUCCAGGUCCGGUACCUCAAGAUCAUUGAAAAGUCGGGCUACCAGGCGCUGCCGUGGGUGCGCUACAUUACGCAGAACGGCGACUACCAGCUGCGCAUGUCCUAGUUCGUUCACUAAAACAAGACUGACUGCAUACGAAACCA